Messenger RNA from Neocloeon triangulifer, 2123 nucleotides. Its product is annotated as FACT complex subunit spt16-like. Gene Ontology annotation, biological process: transcription elongation by RNA polymerase II; positive regulation of transcription elongation by RNA polymerase II. The coding region runs from base 244 to 1980 and encodes 578 amino acids. The record is from RefSeq and is a predicted model, not a curated record. NCBI's taxonomy places the organism in Eukaryota, Metazoa, Arthropoda, Insecta, Ephemeroptera, Baetidae. Gene Ontology annotation, cellular component: FACT complex. Gene Ontology annotation, molecular function: nucleosome binding. The transcript is spliced from 11 exons.
CAGAGUUGAUGAAUUCUGUGCAUUCCAGAGAUAAGAGAGUGCAUUCUGUGUGUGCGGGUUGUGUGUUGAGCGCAUGUUGUUUGUAUGCAGACGCGGUUCGCGGCAUUGGCCAUAAUUAUAUUUGUUGGUCCGGAAAGUAAAAAACUCCUGUCUGUGCCCUCAAGAGUUCGCUGAUUUUUCGUAUAUUCGGCUAGAUUUAUGGUGUGAUCAUCGCCGACCAGCAUCCCCGAUCCAUAUCCCACAAUGGGCUCGAGCUACAAACUGGACAAAGAUGCGUUCUCGCGCAGACUGAAACGCUUGUACGACAUGUGGAAGGAGCCUGAACACAAAUGCGAGGGUGGCUUCAAAAACAUGGACGCAUUGGUUGUUCCAGUCGGCAAUACGAAGGAGAUAAGUUACUGCAAAUCAACCGCACUGCAACUAUGGCUCUUUGGCCUUGAGCUAGCAGAUUGUGUAAUGGUUUUUGCUGAAAAUGAGGUUCACUUCUUGGCAUCAAAAAAGAAGGUUGAAUUCCUGAGUCAGCUAGCAGCUGAAAAUAGCGAGGAAGGGAUGCCUACCUUUAAAUUCCACCAAAGAGACCAGUCUGAUGAAGACAAGGCCAAUUUCAAAACUUUGAUGAACAUAAUCAAAGGAAGUAAAGAAGGAAAAGUUGUUGGGAUGUUCGUGAAAGACAAGGAUGGUUUUAGCAACAGCUUCGUCAAAUCCUUCAAAAAUGCUAUGAAGGGACAAAACUUUGAUAUCUUUGAUGCAUCAACAGCAAUCGCCUAUGCGUUUGGAAGUAAAGAUGACCAGGAGUUGAGUAAGACAAGAAAAGCCUGCAAAGUAUCUUGUAACCUCUUUGACAAGUACUUGAAAGAACAAAUUAUCAACAUAAUUGACUCUAAGAAAAAAGUGCGGCAUUCGGAGUUGUCGGAGAGCAUUGAGGAGGCCAUGACGAGUGAUGAGAAUUAUUUUUCUGGCUGUGACUCCAAUUAUCUAGAAAUGUGCUACCCUCCUAUCAUUCAAUCUGGCGGAAGCUAUGCUUUGAAAUUCAGUGCCAAAUGUGAUAAAAACUGCUUGCAUUUUGGAGCUAUUGUGUGCUCUUUGGGAGCCAUUUACAUGAACUAUUGCUCUAACAUCACCCGAACACUUCUUGUCAACCCAUCGGAUGAAAUCAAAGAGUUGUAUGAAAUUGUUUUGGAUCUACAAGAGAUAGUACUAAAACACCUUGUUCCUGGAGCUAAGCUGAGUGAUGUUUACACAGCUGGAGUAAAGUUCAUCAAGCAGAGGAAACCGGACAUGGUGGACAGAUUCACCACAAAUUGGGGAUUUUCCAUGGGUUUAGAGUUCCGAGACUCUUCAUUGGUUAUUGGGCCCAAGUCAACAGGCUACGCAAAGGAGAGAAUGGUAUUCAACAUCAACAUGGGGAUACACAACAUAAAAAAUCCCAAGGGUUCUGACAAAACCUAUGCCAUUUUUGUUGGAGAUACGGUUGUGGUGAAUGAGACUGGUCCAGCAACCAUCUUAACAAAUUCAAAGAAGGACAUCAAGAAUGUACAGAUGCAGGAGCAAAGUGAUCCAACUCCAGAGGCCACAAACAUUUUCAUUGGUCCUGGCGCUGUUGUCAAUCUGAUAAGAAAUUGUUUGCCCAUUGCCAUCACAUGUCAGCAUAGAAAAACUAAUAAUAAAUUUAACUGCAACAAAUACAAGGAGAUGCAAUUCGUCCAAGUCCAAAACUUGCAGGAAUUUCUUAUAGCAAAAACAGCUCAAGAAAUCAAUGCAGAAACGGACAUACAUAAAAUUCGCCAACGCAUCCAUCUUAAGUACAUCGAGGUUGAGGUUCGCCCCAAAAAACCAAAUGUGAGUCACUUUUUUCUUCCAAUGAGCAUUAAUAAAAUUGAUUCAAAACUUCUUGUAUGUGCUACCGCUUACGCCUGCUUUUUUGGCACAUCUGCCGAGUCAAUUAGACGUGAACGCGUAGCUUUUGGAAGGGAAAAAUGAUUACCUUUAAUUGUAAAAUCAAUGCAGGUUGGAAAUGAUGAUCAAAUUUUUGUAUUAUAUUAAAACUACGAAUGUGUUCCCUGGUGUUAUUUUUAAUUUAUUAUGCAGUGGCAAUAUAAAUUAUGAUAAAAUAUAAAUUAUGA